AUGUUGUUUUACUCUUUCUUUAAAUCCUUAGUCGGAAAAGACGUAGUUGUUGAGUUGAAAAAUGACUUAAGUAUUUGCGGAACGCUACAUUCGGUCGACCAAUACUUGAACAUAAAAUUGUCAGAUAUCAGUGUUAUAGAUCCUGAUAAAUAUCCUCACAUGUUGUCAGUGAAGAAUUGCUUUAUUCGGGGUUCUGUUGUUCGGUAUGUGCAGCUACCGGCAGAUGAAGUCGAUACACAGCUAUUGCAAGACGCCGCAAGGAAAGAAGCGACUGUCUCAACAAGAUAA
Messenger RNA from Leptosia nina, 288 nucleotides. The record is from the annotation of a GenBank genome assembly. NCBI's taxonomy places the organism in Eukaryota, Metazoa, Arthropoda, Insecta, Lepidoptera, Pieridae.